Ceratotherium simum simum (southern white rhinoceros) is the source of this 1467-nucleotide messenger RNA. The record is from RefSeq and is a predicted model, not a curated record. Lineage: Eukaryota; Metazoa; Chordata; Mammalia; Perissodactyla; Rhinocerotidae.
AUGCAGUGUCUGGAUGGCAGCAGGGCAACCGGGGACACGAGGCUGACACCGGCCCCAUCAGUGAGAGGAGGAAAGCGGAGCAGCGCCGGGCGCGGCCGUGGAGACGUCACGAGGCGGGGGUCAGGAACUGACCGGGCCAGAGACGGCGCCCAGGCGCCCGCCCCCUCGGGGAGUAAGCCGGCGCAGACGCAAGCAGAGCGGCGCGGGGAAGCGAAGCUCCGGGAAGCACCCGCCGCAGCACGGCCCCGCGCCCGCGGACAAAGGCGGAGCGGGCUACGCCCACGGGGCGGGGCCUCGCGGAUUCCAGGGCACAGGCAGGAAAGGGUCGGGUCGCCCGCCCUCUGCGAGGGCCGUGCCCGGGGAGCAGCUCUCCUCUCGGGCCCCUUUGUCUCCAAGCCGCUCGGCGCUGGGCUCCGGCCGGCGACACAAAGGGAGGGGUCGAGGACCGCGCAGGCGCGCGAGCCACCGAGGCUGCUGGGACUGGUGGUCCUGCCGCCGAAUGAAAUCCUGAAGGAACUAGAUGACUAUUAUGAGAAGUUUAAGCGCGAGACGGAUGGCGCCCAGAAGAGGAGACUGCUGCACUGCAUUCAGAGAGCCCUGAUUCGGAGCCAGGAGCUGGGUGAUGAGAAGAUCCAGAUUGUGAGUCAGAUGGUGGAGCUGGUGGAGAACCGAACCAGGCAGGUGGACAGUCACGUGGAACUCUUCGAGGCACAUCAAGAGGUCAAUGACACUACCGGCCACGGUGGCAAAGCCGGCCAAGAUAAGUCCAAGAACGAGACAAUCACACAGGCAGAAAAGCCCAACAACAAGAGGUCCCGGCGACAGCGCAACAACGAAAAUCGAGAGAACGCAGCUAAUAUUCACGACCACGAUGACAUCACCUCAGUAACGCCUAAGGAGAAGAAAGCAAAAGCCUCCAAGAAGAAGAAACGCUCCAAGGCCAAAGCAGAGAGGGAAGCAUCCCCCGCAGACCUCCCCAUCGACCCAAACGAGCCCACGUACUGUCUGUGCAAUCAGGUCUCCUAUGGAGAAAUGAUCGGCUGUGACAACGACGAAUGCCCCAUCGAGUGGUUCCACUUCUCCUGCGUGGGACUGAAUCAUAAACCAAAGGGCAAGUGGUACUGUCCCAAAUGUCGAGGGGAGAAUGAGAAAACCAUGGACAAAGCCCUCGAGAAAUCCAAAAAGGAGAGGGCUUACAACAGGUAGUUGGUGGACCUCACUGAGCAGUGAAGUGACAAGAUAAGCCCGUGUAUUUAUUACAUCGCCACCUGUGGUGAGGCACAAGGACUGUACAGUGUAUAUUUUUAAAGAAUGUUAGAAAAGGAGCCAUUCCUUUUGUAGGGAUGGCAGUCAUUCUCUUUACCUUUUGUUUUCAUUGGUACACAUGUGUAACAAGAAAGUGGUCUGUGGAUCAGCAUUUUAGAAACUACAAAUAUAGGUUUGAAUUAAACACUCAAGUGAGUCUCA